AUGGCCACCAGAUCCAAUGGGACACGGCGCAUGGUGUCGCUAUUGCGCCCGUCAAUAGUCGACUCCAGCGUGUGCAGAAGCUGUCAACAGACCCUCGGCCGACGCCAGUAUGCUGCCGCGACCGAAACACCCGCCACAGAGACGGCCUCGAUUGCAAAAGACGCAUCGGCAUCAACAACCUUCCCCGUCGUGAAACCCGUCUACACCAUCAACGCCGGCGUCGCCCUCUCCCGACCGCCCCAGGUGACCCGCGAGCUGGAGCCAUUCGAGCAAGCCUACUAUUUCUACCAGAAGCGGCUGAACGAGCGACUGGCGCUACCGUUCACAAAGUACUUCUACUUCAAGCGCGGCACGCCGGCCGACGAGGACUGGAAGCGGAAGAUCCUGGACCGCCGGACCGCAGCGCGGGAUAUCGGCAAGUACAACGCGUACGCGAGCGAUGCGUGGAACGACGAAUUGCUUGUUGACGCGCCUGAGGCCGAUCCCGCGCACCAGGUUGAGAUGCUUGUGCAGGACGCGGAGGCUACGGCCAAUGCCACCUCGCAGGAUACCAGCAAGAAGGAGGAGAUUCCCCGUCCCUUUCCGCGGGUAACGGAGGCGGAUAAGAAGGGCGAUGAGAAGAGCUUGGAUCGUCUGCUUCCGAGGACUUUUGCGCCGGUGGAAGCGGGCGAGAGUCUGCGUCUGGCUGCCGAGCGGACCCUUGCCCAGUCAGCGGGCGUGAAUAUGAACACUUGGAUGGUCGGCUAUCAUCCCGUCGGACACAAUGUGCUGGACUUCAAGCGACCAAAGAUCGACCAAGGGGCAGGGACCGAGUUGCGUGGCGAGAAGACUUUCUUCCUGAAAGCGCGCAUCAUGGCCGGACAGGCCGAUCUGUCAGCCAACACGCUGGGACUCAAGGACUUCAAGUGGCUCAGCAAGGAGGAGAUCGCCAAGUACGUGCAUCCGGGGUACUACCAUGACAUCAAGAAUAUGCUGGCCGAUCGGUAA
Penicillium lagena is the source of this 987-nucleotide messenger RNA. RefSeq names its product mitochondrial 54S ribosomal protein mL46. The transcript has 4 exons. Lineage: Eukaryota; Fungi; Ascomycota; Eurotiomycetes; Eurotiales; Aspergillaceae. Bases 1 to 987 code for a protein of 328 amino acids. Gene Ontology annotation, molecular function: structural constituent of ribosome. Gene Ontology annotation, cellular component: mitochondrial large ribosomal subunit. The record is from RefSeq and is a predicted model, not a curated record.